UAUUAAAUAGAAUCGGAAUGGCGUGGAUGAGUAGUGUGCUCGUCCUUUUGGCAGCAGUGAGCAAUUUCGCUGUUGAAGAUGACCCGAACGCUGUGUUUUCAGCUCGCAUAGAGAGUUGCAGUGGGUGCAAAUUGAACCGGCUCCCUGAUGUGAAGCGGUUCCUCAAUCAAAAAGCUCCCCUUAUACAUAACGUUGAGGUGAAAUGGAUUGGCGGAGCAAACCCUGACGCUUUCUUUCUCAAUAAAGAUGGAGAAAUUGUAGAAACAGUGGAUCUGACGAAAUUCAAAUCAGACGGUUUGAUUCAACUGUUUGUCGAUCGUGGCUUCCACUUUAAGCUAGAUCCGGACGAGCAAGUACCCAGAAGCAAACAGAGGGGACCAUAUUAUAUAUACAACGAAGGAGCUACACGUCAGGGUGUAGGGAAUGAUAACAAUGUCAAUGAAGGGACGGACAAACGAAAAGUGAAUGCAGAAAAAGUUGAUUUGUAAACUGGUGUGUGCCAAUUAUAAGUAGAUUUUUAGUUGUAACUAGUAAAACAGAAAUAAUCGCAUUAAUUCAUUUAAAGCGUGAAAAAAAAAUCGAAACAGUUUUGUGUUCGUUUUGAACUAAAAAUAUCAUAACUAUUAGUUUGGUUAUGAUGUUUACUAGUUAUGAAUUGCCACUUGGUAGAUUUUAUGGUGCCAGAAAUUUCGUCAAGUUUACCGUGUAAUAUAGCUAUAAUGUAUUAAUCAUUUAUUACGAUGUGUUUGUUUUCAUAUCAACAUUAUUGGCGAUGAAUGAAAACGCAGUUCAGUUCACAUGGUGCUCUUUCAAUCAAUUUGUGUAAAUACUACUUUCAAAUUUUUAUUAUUUUUUUCCUCUAACAGUCAGGGACGUAUUUUAUUGCCAUUUUUUAAAGUCAGUAUCACAUUUUAUUCUGUAAAGAGACAGACUUCGUAAAGUAAACAUCGAAACAAACAUUUAUUUCUAAAAUUGUAAAUACACGUUAAGAUCUAAUGGUAGCAUAUUUGCUCCAACUGAUACUGACUCAAAUGAACGUUUCAUGCUUUUUAUUUUCAUGAUGAUUUUGUGUCUAAUGGAAAAGUGCCAAUUAUGAGUUUGAUCAUGCAGUUUACUUAUGACGGUUCUCCAUUAAAAUUCUCACUCUCACUUUGAACCUUGGUUAACCCGACGCCUUCUAACUGCUGUGUCAGAGUCUUGUUGGUGAUUUUUGUUUAAAGUUUAAU
Molecule: messenger RNA, 1226 nt
Organism: Symsagittifera roscoffensis
Lineage: Eukaryota; Metazoa; Xenacoelomorpha; Acoela; Convolutidae
Product: selenoprotein M-like
Exons: 5
Coding region: 18-488 (156 amino acids)
Cellular component (GO): endoplasmic reticulum lumen
Molecular function (GO): oxidoreductase activity
Source: RefSeq, a predicted model, not a curated record